GCACCCAAUUUGCCGACGGUCCAAUUUAUCUGCAGUUGAAGAAAUCUGACCAUCGAUUAGGAAGGCUGUCCAAAUUCAAUUGAUGAUCACACUCUACCGAUUGGGCUUAGGGCUGCGUUUCCAGUGGGCAGCGCGACAGGGAUGGAAUCGCUACUGCCAUACAAACAUGCCCAGGCCAGAGGGGAUCUUUGAAGGAGGUCACCAGGGACGGACGGGGAGCUUGUGGUCGCAGAUUAUUCCAUGUAAAUUUGACGAGGAAAUGGGGUAUGACAUCAAGUCUAGCCUCAACUUUGUUGUUAAAUAUCAUAAGAAAGAGAUUUCGGCGGGCAACCUCAUGAGGAUCCUGAACAGACUUCGUAAUGACGGGCGGUUCUCUUUAGCUCUAAAGAUUUUUGAAUGGAUGGGGGAGAGGGGUAUUUAUGAGUUCUCACCUAAGGACCAUGCUUUCCAGAUCAAGUUGAUUGGUAGCGUUCAGGGAUUGACUGCCGCGGAGCGCUAUGCCUGGAACUUGCCAGAACAAGCUAGGAAUGACAUGACAUAUGGAGAACUUCUUCAUUGUUAUGUGCAUAAAGACAGAAGGGGAAAGGCUUUAUUUCAUUUUCAGAAGAUGAAAGAGUUGGGUUUUCUGUCGUCACCUCGCCCAUUCAAUGAAAUCAUGCACCUUUAUGCCAAAAGUCUCCAAGUUGAGAAGGUCCUUGAGGUGUUAGCCGAGAUGAAGAAGAGCGGGGUUUCACCCGAUAAUGAUAGUUACAGAAUCUGCAUUAGUUCAUUUGGGUUAAACUAUGAUGUGGAUGGGAUGGAGAGAAUGCUGAGAGAAAUGGAGAGUCAGCCCCACAUUGUCAUGGACUGGUGUACUUACGCCGUGGUAGCCGACUUCUAUGAUAGAGAAUUCCUUGUAGAUAAGGCCACCGAUGCUCUUGAAAAGGCUAGGGUGAUAUUACAAAAGAAUAAGAAUAAGAAUAAGAAUAAGAAUAAGAAUGAUGAUGAUGGUGGUGGUGGUGAUGAUGAUGAUGAUGAUGAUGAUCGAAGCCACAAUUUGAUAAAUAGUGAUUAUGAGAAUGUGAUAAAGUCUCUGGUGAAGCUUGGCGAGUUUGGUGAGGCUAUGAGGUUUGCUACGGAGUGGGAAUCGCUGGGUAAUUGGUGCACUGUGGGUGAUAUCAGUAUUCCUUGCACAAUCAUUGAGGAGUACAUAAAAAAUGGUUCUGAAUCUUCACUAAGGGCAGCUUACAGAAUGAUUUGGGAGUGGGAAAGGAAGGGGAGGGCCGGCAUCGACAGACUUUCACUUUUACUCUGCAACGGAUUGCUUAAAGCGGGCGAUCUCUUUGAUGCAUAUUCAGGCUUUCAGGGAAAGGGUGCGAUUGUGUAUGGACCUCUAGUGCUUCAGAGGUCGUUUGUCCAAUACCUGGAAGAAGAGUGUGGAUCAUUUUUCCCAUUAUGCCCCUCCAGCAGUGGAAGGUCAUUGUGCUGCUGCGCGGUGUCAUCACUCAGAACUGCUGGAGGCAAAACAUUCUUUGAACUCGUUCCAAUCAACGCGAAAUACACACUCACAGCUGCUGUACUGGUACACCCCCCCACCACCCAAGCAGCAGCAGCAGCAGCAGCAGAAGAAGAAGCAGUAAAAAAUAUGGAUUAUUAUGAGGGUGUAAUAAAAUCACUAGUGGAGUCUGGGGAGUUUGAUGAGGCUAGGAAGAUGGCAAUGGAGUGGGAAGCAUCUUCUGGCAACAUGACCAGUAGUCUCCAUCUCCAUGGUUGUUUGAACUUUUCCAAGCUGAUCAUCGACGGAUACUGCAAGAAGAAUCGCUUUGUGGAAGCAGAGGGAAUGACCGAAGCUUGGACAAGGGAAAAAAAGCCUUGGGUAAGAGGGAUUUGGUUGAUACUUGCUUGCCAUUACCAGGAAGAGGGUAAAUUGGUAAGAGGAUUCGAGUGCAUGCUGAGAUUUGUUAGUUUAACACCAUGGCUCAAAAGGUAUAGAGACUUUGUGAUGUUUGAGAUGUAUGUGUAUAUGAUUGAAUAUUCGAGGGGCAUGAAUGCUGCAGGGCUGUCUGAGUAUCGCAUGCGCUCCCAAAAUUUGUUUCAACUGAAUGAUUUAUUAUGUUGCACCCAAGAAGAAGAAGAAGAAGAAGAAGAAGAAGAAUUAGUUGGAGCCCUCCACACCUAGGACUUGUUUUCCUCGACUUUUCUAAUUACUCCUCUCAUUUGAUUCGGUUCAAUUCUCAUUUUUAAUUCUAUUUAAACUGUGUUUCUUAUCUGAUUCUAAUAAAAUUAAGUAGUAAGUUGGAGAGAGCAGUCUUUUAUUUUAUUUACUCCCUCCGUCCCUAAAUAUUUGUCACACUUUUAUUACCGAGGUAAAAUAUCAAGUUUUCUCAAUUCAUUUUAUUUACAUAUUAGUAUAGAAAUAAAAAAAAUAAAAUUUACAUACCAAAAAACUACAUGAAAAGUAUCAAGAAUAUUUUAUUUUAUCAAAUAACUAAUGAAAACGUAGAAAUAAAUAAAAUUUCUCACGAUUA
Cuscuta campestris is the source of this 2507-nucleotide messenger RNA. Lineage: Eukaryota; Viridiplantae; Streptophyta; Magnoliopsida; Solanales; Convolvulaceae. The record is from the annotation of a GenBank genome assembly.